Chrysoperla carnea is the source of this 2248-nucleotide messenger RNA. RefSeq lists its product as uncharacterized. The record is from RefSeq and is a predicted model, not a curated record. Gene Ontology annotation, biological process: ribosome biogenesis. The transcript has 10 exons. Gene Ontology annotation, cellular component: nucleolus. Bases 44 to 1852 code for a protein of 602 amino acids. NCBI's taxonomy places the organism in Eukaryota, Metazoa, Arthropoda, Insecta, Neuroptera, Chrysopidae.
UUUUGGUUCAAAAAUUUUACAUUUAGAACAUAAUUGUGAAUUGAUGACUUCCUUUUUAAAAAUGUGUUGCAAUUGGGGAGAAUUAUUUAUAUUUUUAUAUCAUUUUAAAUCAAACGAAGAAAAUAUUUCAAAUUGCCUUUCUAGUGAUAUUUUAAAUGAAAAUUACUUACAUAAUUAUUUAAACGCUGACCAAUGGAAUACUAUUGAACAACGUAUUGCUAACUUUGGUGAGCUUCCGUGUAAGCAACAUUUGAAAAAAAUUUCCUCCCAAACAAGUCGAUUAACAAUUCUGUGUGAACGAAAAAUGGUAGAUCCAAAUUUAUUAAAACUUUAUUCAUAUAGUGAUGUUAAUCUUCAAAUUACCAAAGACAUAUCAGAUAUUAAUAUAAUAGCGAAAAAUAUAUUGAAUUUAAAAAUAGAAAAAGAUCAAACAGAAGUUACAGAAGAGGAACUAUCAAAUUUGCAAACAAUUUUCAAUGAAGAUGUUACUUCUGAAAUCUGUAAUAUUGAAAUGAAAAAUAUUGUAAACUUAUUGAAUGUACUGAAACAAUUACCUUUAGCGUAUUGUUCAGAUAAAAUACGAGUAGAAAUGAUUUUAUUAUCAAUUGUUAAUGUGAAUAAAACUAAUUUUUCGAUUGAGACAAAAAAAAUGAUACGUUCUAUUACAUAUAGAAUUACGGUUGGUGUUUCCGAAAUAUUCACUGAAGAACAUUUAAAAAAUGGAAAUAUUAAGUUGGAAUUAUACGGUUUGACAAUUGAUCGAUGCUUAAUUCGUGAUAAGAAAAAUAUUUUAGAUAAUUUAUUGAAAUAUUUCGAUAAAGUAUUAAGUUUGUGUUUGGAAGUUGGUAAUUCAAAAAAUGAAGAAAAUGUGAUUACAGUAGAAGACAAAACUGAAUUUUUAAAUGUUGUAGUCAAGAAUAUGAAAAAACUUGAUGCAAACUUACCGGAAGAUUUUAUUUUAAAAUGUGCGCUCAAUAAUGCAGAGAACGCAUUAUUUAACUUUUCAUCUUUAGUAUCACAUUCGCAACUCAAAGAAUUAGAGUUGAUAAUUAAUUAUUUAUUGGAUAAAACUAAACUGCACUUAAAAAAUAAUUCAAUGGAAGAAUUUAGUAGAAAUAUUGAUGUUUGGGAAAUAAUGGUUGAACAUAAGUUUAAUAAAACUAAAAGUCAAAUUCGUCAAAAUGCGUUACAAAUCAUUUUGAGGGAAUUUUUAUUUUCAAUAAAAACUAGUCCGUAUAAUUUUCAAAUGUCGAUUAUUAUGUUGAAGUAUAUCCACAAACUGUUACGAACACAGGUUGUAUUAACUCCAACCAUGAUCGAUCUGAUUUUGGAAUUAUUAUACGAAAUAAAUCAUAAAAGAGAUUCAUUACAACAAGAUAUUUCUGAAUUUGAAUCAAUAUUUUCAAUUUCAACAUUUAUUCUAGAUGUGUUCUUCACUUUCCGUAGUGUUUUAAUCAUGGAUCGCAUUCAAAGUAUUUUAGUGCCUUAUAGAUUAUUGUUAAAAAAGUUAUGUUUACGUAGUCAAAUUCAAUCGAAUAAGAACGAAGAAAAUAUUAUCUCAAAAUGUGCUUUAAAUUUCCAAAGGACCAAUGAAAAUUUAGUAAAACAUAAAAAAGAUACAGCAAGAAUAGCACCUUAUUUAAUAGCAGAUGUAUUACAAUAUUAUGAAAAAGUUACUUUUUAUCCAACGAUUAAGAAUUAUUUAAACAGCUGUUUAUAUGGAUUGUUAAACUUGUGUGAUUCACAUGCGAACUCAUUUUUACUUCGAAAUUUAUCAAUUCCAUCAAAAGAAAUAUUUAAAGUUAUUCAUGAUGACUUCAAUAAAUAUCACCGAUUUACUGGGAAAUCUUAAAUGUUUGAUUGUAUGUUAUUGUUAAUAUCUGCAAAUUGAGGUUGGAAUCAAUUUACUUUCUAGAAUAGAAAGAAGAUAAUUUAAACUGUAUUCAAUUAAAGGCAACUUAAAUGAAUCACAGUAAUAAAUGAAAUAUAGGGAAUAUAGUAGGGUUGAGUGAAUAAUGCAUAGAGAUAUUAAGACCAUAGAGCCGCAAAGUUGCCGGCCAAACAGUUGCACGUAUAAACGUCUACCAGUUCUGUCUCUUUCUCUGUAGUCGAAUCACUUAAUGCGUUUCCUAUGUCUUUAUGCCUAUAUGGUCUUAAUAUCUCUAUAAAAUAAUGACAUUUUACAUAUUAAACCUCAAUUUUUAUUUUUGAAUAUUUGAUGUAUUUAUGUGUAAACAAAAAAUGAACG